Molecule: messenger RNA, 1263 nt
Organism: Fonsecaea nubica
Lineage: Eukaryota; Fungi; Ascomycota; Eurotiomycetes; Chaetothyriales; Herpotrichiellaceae
Product: lipoyl synthase, mitochondrial
Exons: 1
Coding region: 1-1263 (420 amino acids)
Biological process (GO): lipoate biosynthetic process
Cellular component (GO): mitochondrion
Molecular function (GO): 4 iron, 4 sulfur cluster binding; lipoate synthase activity
Source: RefSeq, a predicted model, not a curated record
AUGGCUACUACAGUCCCCCGCUACCGAUGUCUAAACGGCCAUCCAUGGUCUUCUCCGUUCAGAGUCUUCCUUCCUGCGACCUCGACAUCGGCCUCGAUUGCAACGCGGACAUUCGCCACCACGACUGAUGACCUCCCCACCAGCAAGCCACGAGUACGUGCGACCACAUUCGCCGACAAGCUCAAUGCUGGGCCUUCCUUCUCCGACUUUGUGUCAGGGAAGGAGCCGCCAUUGGAACCCUCGGAAGCAUACGCCUUGAAGACUGCCCUCGUAGGCCCCAAGGGCAAGCAGAAAAAAAUCACCCGCCUGCCCUCGUGGCUGAAGACGCCGAUCCCGGACAGCUCCUCGUACAAGAAGAUCAAAAAUGACUUGCGCGGCCUGAACCUACACACUGUGUGCGAGGAGGCUCGGUGUCCCAAUAUCUCAGACUGCUGGGGAGGGAGCAGCAAGUCCGCGGCCACGGCGACCAUCAUGUUGAUGGGCGAUACGUGCACCCGGGGUUGUCGUUUCUGCAGUGUCAAGACGUCAAAGGCUCCUCCUCCGUUGGAUCCGCAUGAGCCAGAACAUACGGCUGAAGCGCUUUCGCGGUGGGGUCUAGGCUACGUCGUUCUGACAAGUGUUGACCGAGACGAUCUGGCGGAUGGAGGAGCGCACCACUUUGCAGAGACGGUGCGCAAAAUAAAAUCCAAGGCGCCCGCUAUUCUGGUCGAGUGUCUUACCGGCGACUACGCGGGGGAUUUGGACAUGGUCAAACUUGUUGCGACGUCAGGAUUGGAUGUGUAUGCGCACAACGUUGAGACUGUCGAGGCAUUGACGCCUCAGGUGCGCGACCGCCGAGCAACAUUCCGGCAAUCGCUCAGCGUGUUAAAAGCCGCCAAAGCAGCACAACCAGGUCUCAUCACCAAGACAUCCAUCAUGCUGGGCCUGGGCGAGACCGAGGACCAACUGUGGGCUGCGCUGCGAGAAUUGCGCGCCGUCGACGUCGACGUGGUCACAUUUGGCCAAUAUAUGCGUCCCACAAAGAGACACAUGCCCGUGCAUGAGUACGUGACGCCGGACGUCUUUGAGCAGUGGCGCGUGCGGGCGCUGGAAAUGGGUUUCUUGUACGUGGCGAGCGGCCCGCUGGUGCGGAGCAGUUACAAGGCCGGGGAAGCAUUUAUCGAGAAUGUCCUGAAGAAGAGGAGAGCUGGCAGGGGAGAGACGGCGACCGCCGAUUUGGCGGGCGAUAUAGACGUGAAGGAGGUGCAGAUUGGGAAGCUUUGA